GCUCGGUUUUGGGAAGAAUGCGGCUAGGGGGAUGGGGAGGUGAAGCAGCGAACGGCGCUGUAGGCCGAUCCCCCCUUCUCAGUUUCAGUUUUUAAUUACUUAAUGCCGAAUCGCACGGCGCUUAUCUAAAUAUUUGCAAAUGCUCUUUCCUAUUGAUUCCUCUGAAUAAACUGUGCUCCUCUCCCGCGGAGGGAAGGCGGCUCCUGAGCCAGCCCUCCCGAGCGGAGCCGGGGUGCGCGGGGCCGCGGCUGCAAUCGUGGGGCUCUGUGUGCACGCGUGUGGCACGCACCCGCGGGCUUCGCUGCGAUAUUUAUCAUUCAGGUUGCGUUCGUUUCGGUUUUGUUGUUUGUGUUUUUUUAAUUAUUAUUAUUUAUUAUUAUUAUUAUUUUUAAUUUAAAUUGUUAAACUUUCUCCCUCCCCCUUUUUUUUCUAAUAUGUAAAUAUUUUUUUUGCUCCGAGAGAGGUCUUUUUCACACUGGGCUUGAAGCUGCUUGCGGGUUUGUCCUGUACUUUGUGCGGAUAUGGAAUACAGACGUGUCCCUUCCUCGGCCGUCUCUCUGUCUUUCUCCUCGCUUCUGUUUAAUAUGGAGCAAUUUUCUGGAGGCUCGGUGACUCCCUCCUUAGGGUCACAUUGAGUUCGAAUCCCACUGAAGGUGCAGGGAUCCUGCGAUGGGGGAAAGAAGAGAAUAGGGAGGACGGGGUCAAGUUGGCUGCUCAGAGGCCAAAACUCCCACAGCUGCCUUUAAAAAUAUAUGUAUAAUAUUUGGCUUUCUUCACUGUAUCACAAAUUGCAGCCUUCCCUUUCAGGUAUUUUCUUUACAGCUUAAAGACCUUUCUUCCUUUUGCUUCCCCCACACACACCCCCCCCCCCCGUUAGGGGAGAAAGGGGGGGGAAGGAGGGAAAAUAAAAGGAAAAAAAAUGGGGAGGGAAGGGGAAAAAAUAAAACCCAUUGAGUUUAGGCAAAUAAGGUUUGGUCUCCGUAUCCUAUUACAAAGCACUUUGAAUAUGCAAGACAUCACACAAGACCAGUUAUUCCAGUUACGACAAACUUAAAAAAGAGGAAAAAAAAGAGAGGCAUGUUUAGAUUGUAAUUUGUUAGAGCAAGAAUUGUAUUUAAAACUCUGUCAUUUAAUUUUUUUUUUCCAGCCUUGCAUUGUAUCCAGCCUUUUUCUGAUGUUUAGGGUUGGGUUUUUUUUUUUUUUUCAUUAUUAAAAUCUUUCCGUUGAGUUUAGGAAGACUGCUGCAAGCAACACAUUUUCUGUAUUUUUGUUCCUGUAUCUUGGAGGAGAGUUGGCAGGGAUUCUGUGGUUUGCAGUUACACAAUAUGUUAUCAUGUUUUUAAUCACUAAAUCAUUGCAGUGGUUAUAGAUUUACAGUCUUAGGGUAUUACUGUGAGGAGCAGCGCAGACUGCAUGUACGGAACAUACGAGAGCAUGCAGUUAACAUGCUCGUGAACUUUGCUUUUAAACCGCUUCCCGGCCGAGCUCUGGCGGAGAGGAGAGCGAAGCUUUUGGCAUCACCCCUCCACACACUUGAGGAAAGUUUGUGCGAGGCUCCCGGCCGCGCAGGAGCUCCGAUGGGUGCUGCGCGCGCCCCGUCCCGCAGUGCUGGCGGUAAGCGGCGGGGCAGGGGCACGGGGGUCUGCCGGGAGGCCGGGGGGAGCGGGCACCCUGCUGGCUGCCCCCUGCACCCGUUUCCCCUUCAGUAUGUAACAGAGCCCUCGGCAGCAUUAAAAAUUCAGCAUUACAAGCUGAUUGUAAUGCUCCCUCAUUAGGGAGCACUGUCUGGUCCGGCAUUAAGCGCAAGACAGAGUGUGGCUUUUCGGCUGCGGCACCGGCCGAGGCUUGGGGAGCAGCUGAGUGCAGGGUGGUCAUGGAGCAGGGUGCCCCGGCUCCCAUAGCCCCCUGUGGGGCUGCACUGGGCUCCCGGCUGCUGUGCAGCACCAGGCCCGGGGCUCCUGCUCGGCCUCCCGCUUGAGGGCUGUUCCUGUAUCAGCUUCCUGAGCUGCCCUCCCGCCUGGGUCCCGCUCCGCAGGCCGCCUUCAGCCAGAAACAAAAGCAAAGAAAAGGCAUAUUAAAGGGUUGAGGAGCUCUGUGCCUGGAUGCAGAGGUUGCUUUGCUAUAUUUGUUUUGGUUUUUUUUUUUUCCCAUUCUUUCCUUUUCGAACAUGGUCAUUUUGGGAGCAUUUUGGGCCAGCGGGAAGCCCGCUGCAGCCCCUCUCCCGCAUGUCAAUGGUGCAGCUCACAGCAGCGCUGGCCCUUGGCUGUGGGAACCCCAUGCCCUCCCUCCCAUCCUGCCGCUGCCUUUUGUUCCUGCAGGACUGAGCCAAGGUGCUGCUCAGUGGCGGAGGUGGCGUGGGGCCUGGCACCUUCGCCUGGCCUUGUCGUGGCUGCUGUCAAACCGGGGCCCGGCGGCGGCUGCUUUGACAAAGGCAGAGGCGCGUGUCCCUCUUUCAUCCCUCUGUUUUGACCCCCCGCCCCGGUCCCGGCAGUGUCGUGCCAGAGGCCGAGAGCAGCGCUGAGGAGCAGAUUUACUUUGGGCCUGGCAAGCAGUUGAACAGCUUCAGCGGGGAUUGCUAAAUCCCAAUUGAUGGACAUAUGGCUGGCUGCAUUAGUCUGCCCAUUAACGCUCCCACUUUCCAAAAUACCAAUAGUAGUGAUAAUGAUAAUAAAAAUGUUGUAUGGAGAAGCUGAAAAAUGACUAGUGGGCUUUUACAUCAACUUUAUUCACAUACUGUUCUGCUGGGGCUCGGACUCUGUUGCGCGAGCGUUUCCUCCGCCGGUGUCGGACUCGCUCAUCUGCGGUGGGAGAGUUUUCAGCAACCAUCUUCUUGUAGGUGCUGGUGCUGCUGGUGGUGCUGGAGCUGGAGGUGUGUUUGUGUGGGAAGAUCGGUGCGAUUCAGGAGGGAUGGGCUGGGAAGAGGCUGAGUGUUUCACACCUCCGCUCCCUUUCGCCAGAGCGUGGCUGAGGUUUGGCCUUUGCGUGGCUUUGGAGCAGUGUCUGGCCAGCGGGAGAGGUGGGCCACAGACAAAGCUGGGUCUCACCUGAUUCCCUGUUCUGGCCAUGUGCGGGACCCCUGUGCCGCUCAUGGGGCUGCGGCCAAUGACUGGCAGCAGGGUUUCGGCUUGGGAGAUCCCUUGGGGCUGGAGCGGGGUGACCAUGGGGCUGCCCUCUCAUGCUGCCUCUGUUUUCUUAUGGUGGGGCGUCACCCCACACCCCUCUGGGAGCCCCUGGGGGAGGCCAGCGAGGGGAGACCAUAGGGAGGAACAUCUCCUGUUUGGAGCGGAGCUCCCCUGCCCUCCUCACUCCCGCCCUCGCCAGCCGACGUUUGGGCUGGGCGUCCAGCGCGUGGCAGCGCCAGGGCUGCUGAGGGCUGUCGUGGCAGGAGAGUGGGAAUCAAAACAUCUGUGCGCAGGCCUGGGCGCCGCAGCCUCUAAUGGUUUUGACGGAGCUGUUGUGGUCUGUUGUCUGGAAAAUCUGCAUUCUGCGCCGUGCCCGAGGGGGGCCGCGGCACCGCAGACCGUGGCGGUACCUAAAUAUAACUGCCUCGCGCCGUGGGGUGAGGUGAGGGCAGGAGGGAGCAGGGCCGCCCGUCCCGCCUCCUGCUUUGUCUCUCAUCUGCGAUUCAUGCAUUUGUGUUUUCUCCUGAGGUUGGGGUUGUGUGUAGGCAGGGAUUGGAGAAAUAGAGAAAUUCCAGCUAGUUUGAAAAAACCCCAACAAACAAACAGGGUGGAUGAGUCGGGCUUCCGUUGCUGCUGGUGGCCAGGAGACAGUAGCUCUCACUGCCGAGUUGGGGAUCCCACUGGACCUGGAAGCCUCGGCGUGCUCCCUCUCUGCAGCCGCCGGUGUGGCAGUGGGCCACGCCACCCUGCUUGUGUUGGUGAUUCUCCUUCCCCCGGUAGAUACUGUGGGUCUCGCUCGGAUCCUGCUGUGCUGGCAAGGAGCAAGUGCUUUCCGGUGCUUCCUCGUUGGCUCAGCCGGACAGACGUGUCCAUCUGUCAGUGCGGGAGGUGGGUGAUGAUCUCCACGGCAGCAGAGCGGUGGCAUCUGUGUGAGGUGUGCGCUGUGUGUGCAUCCAGAGGCGGACUGUACAUACAGUUAAACUUCAUCCCCAUCUGAAGUUAAUUCUUGUUUGGGGUUUUUGGGAGGGAGACCUGUGCCGGCUGGCUGUGCAG
Molecule: messenger RNA, 4175 nt
Organism: Strigops habroptila (Kakapo)
Lineage: Eukaryota; Metazoa; Chordata; Aves; Psittaciformes; Psittacidae
Exons: 2
Coding region: 3064-4119 (351 amino acids)
Source: RefSeq, a predicted model, not a curated record